This is a messenger RNA of Castor canadensis (American beaver), 608 nucleotides long. The record is from RefSeq and is a predicted model, not a curated record. NCBI's taxonomy places the organism in Eukaryota, Metazoa, Chordata, Mammalia, Rodentia, Castoridae.
UCCGGGGAUAAGACCCGCUGCCGGGCCUGGACAAGGGUGUGACCGCAGACGACGAGCGCAGCCCGGGCUCUGCACGAGAGAGGAGCUUCUGCCAGGGUGACUGAACUCUGAUCCUAACCAUGGCCAUGGCAACCAAAGGAGGUACCAUCAAGGCUGCUUCAGGAUUCAGCGCCACCGAGCAUGCCCAGAGCCUGAGGAAGGCCAUGAAAGGACUUGGCACUGACGAAGAUGCCAUUAUCAGAGUCUUGGCCUACUGCAACACUGCCCAGCGCCAGGAAAUCAGGACGGCCUACAAGAGCAGCAUCGGCAGGGACCUGAUGGAUGACUUGAAGUCAGAACUGAGCGGGAACUUUGAGCAGGUGAUCAUAGGGAUGAUGACGCCCACCCUGCUGUAUGACGUGCAGGAACUGAGAAAGGCCAUGAAGGGAGCUGGCACAGACGAGGGCUGCCUGAUUGAGAUCCUGGCCUCCCGGACCCCCGAGGAGAUCCGACUUAUCAACCAGACCUACCAGCAGCGUAUGUAGAAUCUAGUGGCCCUAGCCGAGGUUUUGCUGUGAUUUAAGAAUGAGAAUAGCACAGUAGUUAUCCACCAAUUAGACUUUCCUCAU